CAUCUCUCCCGGUACAUAUAAAAUUCGGUGCAUUAGUUUUAUACCAGACAGACAAUCAUACAAACGCCAAAAAGGCAGAGACUUCGACGUUGGCUUGCCUUGUGGAUUUUUUACGUUAGGAGGUAGCAGUAGAGAGACUAGCAGACAACAGUAUGCCUGGGCGUUUUCUCUUUUGUUUUACUCUUUUCAUGUACCAGUAUGGGGUGAGCGAUAGCUAUAGGGCCGUGAUUUUGAUGCACGGCAUUCUUUCAUCACAAACAUCUUUAAAUAAUAUAGAACAGUAUAUCAAACAGGCCCACCCUGGUACAGAAACACUGAAUGUGAAUGCCUUCAACGACCUGGACAGCUUACAGCCCAUGUGGACACAGGUGACCCAAAUAUCUGGCGUGAUGAAAAAAUUUAUGGAUGCCCAUCCGCAGGGGGUUCACAUGAUUUGUUACUCACAAGGAGGCCUUAUAUGUCGUGGGGUGCUGGAAUCUUUAAGUUCACACAAUGUCCAUAAUUUUAUUUCCCUCAGCUCUCCCCAAGGAGGAAUGUACGGAGUACCUAACAUGGUAAAACCUUUUGUUCCAAAUAUUAGCAGCAAAUAUAUCUACAGAGUUUUCUACACACCCCGUGGACAGAAUGUGUCUAUAGCAAAUUACUGGUAUGAUCCUUAUCAUUUGGACCUCUUCAAGCAACCUUCCUUGAAGGUUUUUCUUGCUCAGUUGAACAACCAGGCUCCCAAUCCUCAAGGCAAUGCUUUCAAGAACAACUUCCUAAAGAUAAAAAACCUAAUCAUGAUUGGUGGUCCAGAUGAUGGGGUGAUCACACCAUGGCAGUCUAGUCACUUUGGUUCAUUUGAUGAAAAAGGAAAAAUUAAGGAAAUGGAAGAACAAGAGUAUUUUGUCAAGGAUUCAUUUGGCCUCAAGACCCUAGCCAAUAGGGGAGCAUUGCAGAAGUACAUCAUCCCUGGGGUAAAGCACACUCAUUGGCCCCACAACCAAAAUGUCUUUAAAACCUACAUGGAAAAGUGGCUGGAUUAGUGCUAUCUUGCAUGUGACUAUACUGACUAGUGCCAUCUGUUGCUGGGAUUCCUUAAUUUCAGUCUGCAGUGUGCAAUGUAAAAUUGAAGAUCUUACUUACAUUAAAAAUCUGUGCAAUAUAUCUUUUAUUACACAGUGCAGGUAAUUAUUUAUUAAAGCCAUAGCAUGAUACAAAUGCAAUACUGCUACUAGUACAUGUAGGCUCAGCAAAAGUUUUAACAUUAAUAUUUUUACAUAUUUGCUCUAAUAAUUACCAAUAUCAACUGGUAGUAGCCAUGCGAUUUACGUUUCUUUAUUUGCUUUUAGAUAUUUAAUGUGAUUGAUAUACUGCAAGGUUUUAUGUACCAUUUUAACCGAAUUCUAGCAGGAGUCUUCAUGAAGAGAGAUGCUUUAAAUACUGUAUUAUCACUGAUUUAAAUUAAAGCAAUAAAAUGAAA
Messenger RNA from Lingula anatina, 1462 nucleotides. RefSeq names its product lysosomal thioesterase PPT2-like. The record is from RefSeq and is a predicted model, not a curated record. Gene Ontology annotation, cellular component: lysosome. Gene Ontology annotation, molecular function: thiolester hydrolase activity. Lineage: Eukaryota; Metazoa; Brachiopoda; Lingulata; Lingulida; Lingulidae.